Molecule: messenger RNA, 1637 nt
Organism: Ceratotherium simum simum (southern white rhinoceros)
Lineage: Eukaryota; Metazoa; Chordata; Mammalia; Perissodactyla; Rhinocerotidae
Source: RefSeq, a predicted model, not a curated record
GGAGGUGCGGAGGGGGCGGGGCCGCGCGGCCAUGGCGGAGCGGGCGCAGGAGGAGCUCUCGGCCUUGGCCGCGAUUUUCUGCGGGCCCGACGAGUGGGAGGUGCUGAGCCGCUCAGAGACAGAUGGGACCGUGUUCAGAAUUCGCACAAAAGCUGAAGGACUUAUGGAUGCGGAUGUACCCUUAGAAUUGGUGUUCCAUUUACCGGUCAAUUACCCUUCGUGUCUGCCUGGUAUCUCGGUUAACUCGGAACACCUGACCAGGGCCCAUUGUGUGACUGUGAAGGAGAAGUUACUUGAGCAAGCGGAGAACCUUGUGUCAGAACCUAUGGUUCACGAGCUGGUUCUCUGGAUUCAGCAGAAUCUCAGGCACAUCCUCAACCAACCAGAGACUGGAAGUGGCAGUGAGACGUGUGCUUUUGCAACAAGCACGGCUGUGGAUGAUGGAUUGUGGAUAACUCUUCUGCAUUUAGAUCACAUGAGAGCAAAGACUAAAUAUGUCAAAACUGUGGAGAAGUGGGCUUCCAAUUUAAGGCUGACAGGAAGACUGAUGUUCAUGGGUAAAAUAAUACUGAUUUUACUACAAGGAGACAGAAAUAACAUCAAGGAGUACCUGAUUCUUCAGAAAACCUCCAAAGUAGAUGUGGACUCAAGUGGAAAGAAAUGCAGAGAGAAAAUGAUUAGUGUACUGGUUGAAACAAAAGUACAGACAGAACACAAAAGGUUUCUGGCAUUUGAAGUCAAAGAGUAUUCAUCGUUGGAUGAGUUACAAAAGGAAUUUGAAACUGCAGGACUUGAGAAGCUUUUCUCUGAAUUUGUACUUGGGCUGUUUUACAAGGGGAAAAAUGUUUCAUACAAAAUGAACUUGGCUUGCUGCAUGGAGAAAAUUAUAUAGAGCAUGAGGUAUUUAUGAAAAGAUAAUUAGGACUUCUGGAAGAUAGUGGAGGUGGGGCCAAGAGUGGGACUCCUGGAAAGCUACACUGUAGGAGUAAGAGUGAACUGCAUAUAAACCAGUUGUCCUGGAUUAUAGCUAAAAUUUGAGGAUUCUGUUAAGUGUAGAAGGUCUUAAACUUUGAACUUGGAUUAAGAUAAUCCAUGAUUCUAAAGCUCUCAUAUCCUUCAAAUCUUUGGAGGGAGAUAACAUCAUCCUAGGUGUCAAAUUUUGUCUUUGAAUAAUUUUUAAAUUCAAUAUCCAGCAAACAAUCAGAGGUAACUGGACUCAUGAAGAGAUAAGAUACUAGGAGUGAGAAACAGCAGAAACAACAGACAACAGAAAUAGACCCAGGGGACUCCAGAUGCUGGAAUUAUCAGACAUAGAUCAUGAAACAGUUAUGUUUAAUAUGUUCAUAGAGGUAGAAGUCAAACUUGAAACUGGAAUUAGAAACUGUAAAAGGUGACAUGGCAUAUUUGAAAAACAACAAAACAAAAACAAAACAAAUAGGAGUUCUAGAACUGAAAAAUGCAACAAUUCAAGGGAUGGUUAAUUAGUUAAAGUCCAAUUAGGAAAUCAGAAACCAGCCUAGGUAUUUCAAACAGUAAAGUUAAAGCAGGAAUUGGUUACGAAUUAGCAAAAUCUGGAAGAGCAAAAAGGAGAUGGAAUGGGGCUGGAUGACAGAAAAGAAAAGGAGGAGAGCAUGACA